AAAUACAAAAGUCCAUACUUUUGUCUAAUUAAGUAGUUAAACUUAUAACAAUGGAUUCCUGCAAUUACAAAGAGGUGAAAAGUGUUGAGAUUGUGGAAGAGGAGGACGAGUCAACUAAAUCGAUUUUAAAACAGAUCCUAAUAAGCAGUGCAGUAUGGGCGCAGUUUUUCAUGGGCGGAAUGUGCGUCGGAGCGCCCACGGUUUUCAUUCCACAAAUAAGGAAGGAAGCCAACUCGACUGAGAUCAUUGAUGAAGAGAUGGGCUCUUGGUUGUUUUCAACCAGCGGCUUCUCCAUGUACCCCUGGCUGGUCAUCCUACCACUCUUCACCAAACGCUACGGUCGAAAGCUUCCUCAAAUCAUCACCGCGAUCAGUUCCAUGGUCAUCUUCAUCAUCCUCUACUACAGCCAAAGUGUUAUUCAGAUCCUCAUAUCGGAAGUCCUUCAAGGGUUCCUGUACGCUGGGAACGUAACAGUUAGAAUACUUAUAGUAACAGACUAUACAUCCCCUAAAUAUCGAGGAAUAUUCUUAGCUAUAAAAUCUGCUAGUUUUUUCUGGGGUAUUUGGGUUGCGAACGCUAUAGGCACGUUUUUUCAUUGGAAAAACAUAGCAAUUCUUGGAUUCAUAUGUGCAGUUUAUACAUUAAAUGUACUUUUAUGGCCCGAAUCCCCAUUUUGGUUAGCGAGUAAAGGAAGGUUUGAUGAAUGCAGGAAAUCAUUUAGAUGGAUUCACGGUGUUAACGCGAAAUCUGAGCGCGAGUUAAAAGAAUUAAUCAAAGUGCAGACUGAAAGAAUUAGAUUGGAGAAUGAGUAUGGUAAAAUGGGGUUUAUAGAAAUGGUUAAAAGCAGCGAAUUUUAUAAGCCCCUGUCAUUAUCUGCUGUUGCAAUAAUACAGUAUCAUUUUUCUGGUAAAGUAGUAAUCAGUUUAUAUAUAUUGGAUAUAUUUAAGAAUAUAACUGCCGAUGAAUGGUCGGCGUAUAUGGCUAUGUUAAUUUUGGAUGGUGUAACAGUUUUCGGGAUGUAUGUGGGGUCAUUUUUGUCCCGAAUUUUAAAACGUCGUACGUUAUAUAUGUCAUGUUCUUUUACUGGUAUAGCAUUUUUGUGUACGAUCUCUUGUUAUUUGUUUUUGGUUAGAUUAAACGUUUUGGGUGAGAAUCAUUUUGUCACUAUUGCGUUGCUGUGUUUAUAUUCCAUAUCGAUUAGUUGUGGUCCAUUAAUAUUGUCAAUAUCUUUGUAUGGGGAAUUGAUACCACAGAAAUUUCAAGCGAUUUCUUAUACUUUAGUUUCUUUGAUAUUUGGAAGUUUCUAUUCCACACUUAUCAAGGUUUCUCCAAGUAUCUUCAGGACUUUUGGUAUUGAUGGCACAUUUUUGUUCUACGCUAUAACGUGUGGGUUUUGUACUGUUUAUCUUUAUUUAUAUUUGCCUGAAACUAAGAAUAAAACUCAGCAAGAAAUAGAAGCUUGUUUCAAAAAUAAGGAUGAAGUCAUUCAAAACGAUAAUACCUCAGUAGUUUUACUUACCAAUAAGGCGUAAAGUAAGUUUAGUUUAACAGGGCUCUCUCGGUCACUAGUUUCAUGCAAUCGUAGU
Maniola jurtina (meadow brown) is the source of this 1586-nucleotide messenger RNA. Its product is annotated as facilitated trehalose transporter Tret1-like. Gene Ontology annotation, biological process: transmembrane transport. Lineage: Eukaryota; Metazoa; Arthropoda; Insecta; Lepidoptera; Nymphalidae. Bases 51 to 1532 code for a protein of 493 amino acids. Gene Ontology annotation, molecular function: transmembrane transporter activity. Gene Ontology annotation, cellular component: membrane. The record is from RefSeq and is a predicted model, not a curated record. The transcript has 3 exons.